AUGAACAGUGGCGAAACAGAUGAGAUAUUUGAGAGCGGGUUCAGUAGAUCGAGCCUUGCCCUUUCGGAACCCAGCUACGAGCCCGUCACUUUUGCUGAACUAAACGGUACCAGCUAUGAGGGCAGCAAACACAGAGACAGUACUCGACCACAGGAACGUGUCCAAGACGACGACACUGCCACGCGGUCAAUCCUGGACUGGGCAAGCACCAACGCCAACACGCCCACUGCAAACACCGCACAGCCAAUCACUCAGGUCUACGACCGCAAGAACCAGCUGACCUCGCUGGUGCAGAACGCACAGAUGAACGAGGGAGCACUUGCUGCCCGUAACGAACAACUACAGCAGGCCAAGCGGACCUCGAGACGCCGCUACGGCUGGUGA
Messenger RNA from Huiozyma naganishii CBS 8797, 384 nucleotides. RefSeq lists its product as uncharacterized. The record is from RefSeq and is a predicted model, not a curated record. The transcript has a single exon. Lineage: Eukaryota; Fungi; Ascomycota; Saccharomycetes; Saccharomycetales; Saccharomycetaceae. Bases 1 to 384 code for a protein of 127 amino acids.